CCACGUCAUUGAUACAUUUCUCUCUCAUUCACCAACAUCCCAGCUCAAAGUCCAUCUUCAGCCAAGUUAGACCAUGGAGCAGCCAAAGACAUUCAAAGACCUCGGGGUUAUCGAUCCACUAUGCGAAGCCUGUGAUACUCUCGGCUACGACGCCCCAACACCUAUCCAGGAGCAAGCUAUCUCUGCAGCCUUGCAUGGAAGAGAUUUGCUCUGCAUGGCAGAACCCGACAGCGGCACGACUGUGGCGUUUGUGCUGCCGAUUUUGCAAGCACUGAUGAUCAGCCCGCAGCCUCUCCAUUCUCUCAUCCUCGUUCCUACUUCCGAGCUUGUAUUGGAGGUCUCGCAGGUUGUUGAGAACUUGGGCACUGCUAUACUGGUCCGGUGUACCGUGCUGAUAGAGGGGAGUGAUAUGGCUAUGCAGCAGACGGCGCUGAGACAAGACCCCCAUAUCAUAGUUUCCACCCCGCAGUGCAUGCUUCAGCACCUUGAGCAUACAAGCGGGUUUUCCUUGCGCAUUUUAAAGUACCUGGUUCUUUAUGGGGCAGAUCAACUGGUGGACCUUGAUUCCGGGCCGAUAUUAGACAGGAUUCUGGCCAUGUUACCACCGAAGGCAACGUACCUCUUUGCCGCGACGAUAUCUGAUAAAGUCGACUCUCUACAGAGGAGUGUCCUGUCGAAUCCAAUCCGAGCCUCGGUGUCCACAGAACAGACAGCGUCGCAGUCAUACAUCUUCACCCCGGCGAACCAAAAGGAUUUCUACCUCGUCUAUCUACUUCAGCAACGACCAGGACAAACAGGGUUACUAUAUACACAGAAGAGAGCCACCGCGCAAAAAGUCAUGCGUAUGCUGCAGUACAUCGGAUUCCACGCAAUAUCCAUCCACGGACAACUGUCCGACGGCGCACGACUGGCCGCCCUGAAUGGGUUUUGGGCUGGGUCUUGGAAUCUCCUUGUCCUUACUGGUGCUGCUGGGCAAGGUCUUCGGAUUCCGUCUGUGGACUUUGUGGUUCAUUAUGACUUGCCGGAUGGUGCUGGGGAUUAUAACCGUCGAGUUGGACGGGCCAGUGUGGGUGGGGGUGGGACGGUCAUCUCCUUUGUCACGCAGUAUGAAGUCGAAGCCUGGCUGCGCAUAGAAAAUGGUAUAGGUACGCGGGUGGAUGAGCUGGAGAUUAACAGAGACGAGGUCAUGUUGUUUGAUGAGCAAGUGAUGAUGGCGCAGAGCGUUGCAGAGAGGGCUCUCAGUCCCUAA
Messenger RNA from Aspergillus versicolor CBS 583.65, 1249 nucleotides. RefSeq lists its product as uncharacterized. Gene Ontology annotation, molecular function: RNA helicase activity; ATP binding; nucleic acid binding. The record is from RefSeq and is a predicted model, not a curated record. NCBI's taxonomy places the organism in Eukaryota, Fungi, Ascomycota, Eurotiomycetes, Eurotiales, Aspergillaceae. The transcript has a single exon. Bases 74 to 1249 code for a protein of 391 amino acids.